CCGACCCCCGGCCCCGCCGCUCCCGCCGCCGCCACAACUCUGUCCCCCCGCGGCCGCCGUACCCCCCCACCCCUCCGCAGGCCCAAGAUGGCGGCGCCCGGCGGGGCGGCCGCGGCCCCGAUCCCGAACCAGAUCCCGAUCCCGGCCCCGCCGCCGUUCCCGGCCUGGCUCGCGGCGCGGCUGGACGCGCUGGGGCUGGACCGCGCCGUGUACGGCGCCUACAUCGAGGGGCUGCUGCGGGAGGAGGAGAGCGACGAGGAGCGGCUGGAGGCGCUGCGGGCCGUGCUCGCCGCCUGCCUGGAAGAAGAUCUCUUGAACGAUGUGUGCAGGGAGGUCGUGGAGAAGUGGUCUGACUCUCAGGUUGUUGAUGCCAAAGAGGAAAAAGAAGAUGAGGUCCAGGCCAUUGCCAGCAUGAUGGAGAAGCAGGCCAGGAUCGUGGUGAAGCCCAAGGAGGUCUCCUCCCAGGAGGAGAAGCAGAGGAAGGCUGCUCUCCUGGCCCAGUACGCCAACGUGACCGACGAGGAGGACGGUGGGGACGAACAGGACGGACCGACUGGGACAGCAGUAAACAUUGGAUCUGAAAAAUCGCUGUUCCGGAACACCAACGUGGAGGAUGUGCUGAACGCCAGGAAGCUGGAGCGGGAGCUGCUGCGGGAUGAGUUCCAGAGGAAAAAAGAGCAGGAUAAACUGCAGAGGGAGAAGGACAAGCUGGCCAAGCAGGAGCGGAAGGAGAAGGAGAAGAAGCGGACACAGAAGGGCGAGCGGAAGCGGUAGCUGGUGAUUCCCAGCUGGACUCUCAAGGGAUAAAAAUAAUUCUGAAUACGGUGUGUGUUUAAAAAGCAGCAGGAAUUGUGGGCACGUGGCUGGGAGUGGUUCUUGGGAAGUGUUUCCUUUUUUUUUGGCUUUUUUUGGGGUUGUUACAUAGCAGAAAAGAAACUGAGCAGCUCCUGGAGCCGUGUGCCCUGUGCUAGUGGUGUCAGUGUCCCCGUUGGUGCUCGUGGCCAGUGUCUGUACCAAAGAAGGGUGAUUAUGUCCAUGGUGUUCAAUUGAUCCAUUUUUACUUCUGACCACCCCAGAGCAGAGCACGGUGGAGGAGUUUGUUCAGGUCAGGACACGCUGCUCCGGGGCAGAUGUGGAUUUAUUUACACAAGCCUUGAAAAACGUCUUUGCAAAUCCCUGUGUUUGUGCUGCCAAGAACAAGGCUACAGCCCUGCUCAGGCUGGAGCAGGAUCGGAGCUGGGCGCAGUGUGGGCAGUGCUGGUCUGCAGCACAGCAAUGAAGUGUGUGAACUAGAGAUGAGCUGCAGCGACACGACUGCACCACCCGUGGGCUGUGGGUGAGGGAAACGCCCCAUGGGCCGGAGCAUCGGCCUCCACAGCAGCAAACCACGCUCCUUACAGGAUUUUAAGACUCCAGGUAGCUGGAAAAUGGUGCUCCCCAGCUCCCUGAUGUUCUGAGGGGGAGAACACAGACUGUUAUUUCCACAGCUGUUGCCAGGGUGAAGCUCUGAGGCCGUCUGGGCACCGAGCAGGGUGAGCUGGGGAUGCACUGGAGUCACCAGCCCGUUGCUCUCCCUGGGCACAGCUCCCAUCAGGAACCAGGGUCCAAAUGCUUUUCCUGCCCCAAAGGGCUUGUCCCUGCUGUUCCAGCUUUUCUUGCAACGGUGUCACCCACCUUGGGAAGGAAAACACUAAUCCUGUGAAUGGAGGGGAAGGAGGAGCUGCAGCACUUUCCGGGCCCUGUGCCUUGGCCCUGUGCCACAUCCUGCUCUGCUGCCCGUUGGCUGCGACGUGCCCUGUGUCCUGUGCUCCACAGCUGCCGAGCUCCCAUGGUUGUAAACUCCUGAGCUCCUGAGCUCCCAGGGUGCCUGACCCAGCACCUGCUUUUGGCACCGCUCUGACUGCAGGGCCAGGCCUCUCCUCACCCCCUGCUGUGCGUGUGACUCUGCAACUGCUUUGUCUUUGGACUUGAACAAUAAAUCUGGUUGGCCAAGA
Molecule: messenger RNA, 1994 nt
Organism: Pipra filicauda (Wire-tailed manakin)
Lineage: Eukaryota; Metazoa; Chordata; Aves; Passeriformes; Pipridae
Gene: CCDC43
Product: coiled-coil domain containing 43
Exons: 5
Coding region: 88-774 (228 amino acids)
Source: RefSeq, a predicted model, not a curated record